AGAUCGGUUGUUAGGUUAGUUGGUUUGUUGGGUGUGUUUGUUUGUUGGUUUGUUUAUUUCACUGGUUCGUUGUUGUUUGGUUGGUUGGGUAGGUUGAUGGGUAGGUCGGUCGGUCGGUUGGUCGUUUGAUCAUUAGGUAUCUCUACUGCUACUACAAGUAUUACUACGAUUUCGUGAUUACGAUUCAUACAUACAGUGGAGUAAGUGAGUGUUGUUGCUGGUGUUUCGUUUGUUAUUGUAUUUUUUUUUUGUACAAUUUUUUGUUAUUAAGUAUAUUAUUUGUUGUUGAUUUUUAUUUUCAAUCGUACAAACUCAUAGAUACUUACACAUACGCACACCUCAACAUGAAUAUAUUUUGUUUAGUAUUUGUCUUACAUCCACGACAAACUGUUGUUGAUUGACGGACAAACGAAUGGGCAAGCUCGUUCGCUCGCUUGCUCACUUUUACGAUCACUCUCAUUUAAUUCGUUUUAUUGACUUGACUCAAAUCGCGUAGUAUGUGUUAAAUCGUCGCUCAUUUAGCUCGUUUCGUUCAAAUGUUCGCAUUGUGGCAUUAGUCUUUGACGAAAGCGGAUACGGAUACGUUCAUACGCGGUUUCCAAAACGGUUAAAAUAAAGCGUUUUUUUUCAAAAAAAAUUCCUUUUUUUUUACAACAUUUCUCAAGCUCACACACAUAAAAACGCUUGUAAAGUUUUCAUUCAUUGUUGUUUUACUCCUUUAAAUUGUGUUGCGUAGUGUAAACGUUUGCACCAAACUAUUUGCGGCUUAAUUGUGAUUAAUUGAAAGAAAUUCUUUAAGAAUUUAAAAAAAAUCUUGUUUAAUAAAAAAUAUAUUAUUUAAUACAAUUGUGUUGUUUAUUUGUUAAAAACAAAUAAUUUUUUUAUUGGAAAAAAAGAACAGUGCCAUAUUUUAUAUGUGAUUUAUUAACAAUUCCUUAAAGGAAUUUAAAAAUUAUUAAAAAUAAUAUUACAAUUUUUUAUCAAGAGUUUAAUAGCACUAACCAAUGCUAUUUUGUGGAUUAAAUAUUAAUAUUUUUCCUGUGGAGUUAUAAAGAAAAAGAUUUUCUAUGGUUAUGGCUAUUGUGUUACUAAUGGCAAUUGCCAUUCUACUGGCCUUCUAUUGUAAUUUUGAUUUGCGUAAAUUUUCCGAGAGUUACAUCAAACCCUUGCUGAUAAAAUCCGAUCAAUUGCAUAAAUUUGCCAAAGAUUCAGAGGCUUCUAUAAUAACCGACAACGAUUACUAUCAUGCGCGUGAGAUACGGCCCAAAGGUGUGUGGGAUAUACCGGGUCCCAAAUCGUUGCCUUUGUUAGGGACAAAAUGGAUUUUUAUGGUGUUUUUUCGUAAAUACAAAAUGUCUACUUUGCAUGAAGUGUAUGCGGAUCUUAAUCGUAAAUAUGGUGAUAUUGUAUUGGAAGUUAUGCCUUCAGGCAUACCCAUAGUUCAUCUCUUUAAUAGAGCCGAUUUGGAAAAGGUAUUGAAGUAUCCCAGCAAGUAUCCCUUUAGACCACCCACCGAAAUUGUGGUCACCUAUAGACGUUCGAAACCCGAUCGUUAUGCCAGUGUGGGCAUAGUAAAUGAACAGGGUCCUACAUGGCAAAAAUUACGUUCAUCACUUACCUCCUAUAUAACAUCGCCCCGUAUAUUGCAAAACUUUUUGCCAGCCCUAAAUUUAGUGUGCGAUGAUUUUAUAGACGUUUUAAGGGCCCAACGUAAUCCCCACACAUUUGAGGUACGUAACUUUGAGGAUAUAGCCAAUUUAAUGGGCUUAGAGGCUGUCUGUACUCUUAUGCUGGGCAGACGUAUGGGUUUUCUAUCCACCAAUUCAGAACAACCGGAAAAAAUCAAACAACUAGCGGGUGCCGUUAAACAAUUGUUUAUAUCGCAACGUGACUCCUAUUACGGUUUGGGUCUGUGGAAAUAUUUCCCCACCAGAACGUAUCGUGAAUUUGCCCGUGCCGAGGAUACUAUUUACGAUGUGAUUUCGGAAAUGGUGGAUAAAGCAUUGGAAGAAAAUAAUGCCAAUUUCAUGCAUCACGACGAUGAUUUGCGCAGUGUCUUUUUGAAUAUAUUGGAAAUAAAAGAUCUGGAUAUAAGGGAUAAAAAAUCGGCGAUUAUUGAUUUUAUAGCGGCCGGCAUUGAAACGUUGGCCAAUACUUUACUAUUUGUUUUAAGUUCUGUUACUAGUAGUCCUGAGGUUAUUACUAGAAUAUUGGAGGAGUUUCGGGAAUAUCGUAGUACUUUAAUUUUACAAGACGCUUUUACAAAUGCCACCUAUACAAAGGCCUGCAUUCAGGAAUCGUAUCGCAUUAGGCCAACGGCGUUUUGUUUGGCGAGAAUUUUAGAAGAGGAUAUGCAAUUAUCCGGUUAUAAUUUAAAAGCAGGGACCGUAGUCCUGUGUCAAAAUAUGAUUGCCUGUCACAAGGACAACAACUUUAAAGAGGCCAAAACAUUCCGUCCCGAAAGAUGGAUCGACACUGAGGGUAAUUUUAGUGUAAAUAUUGAAAGUUCAACCAUAGUAGUGCCUUUUGGCAUUGGCAAAAGAACGUGUCCGGGUAAACGUUUUGUGGAAAUGGAAAUUGUGUUACUGCUGGCAAAGAUUUUACUUGCCUUCGAUGUUAGUUUUACCAAACCGCUGGAAACGGAAUUUGAAUUUUUAUUAGCGCCUAAAACUCCACUAAGUUUAGUAUUGCGUGAUCGUGUGUUUUGAAAACACCAACAGAAAUAAAUGUACAUAAAACUACAAAAAACAACAACUACUAUUAACCCACUAACAGCAAGGUUAACAUUAACAGCAGAAUGCUAACAAUAUUUAACAUAUAUUUUUUUUUUUUAACCAAGUAUUCAUUUAGUUCUAAGAGUUGCCAGUUUAAUAUAACACAAAAUAAAACCUUUUAAACUAUUAAAACCUCCUCUCCACCUCCUUCUUAAACCUUUAAAAACCGUUUUAACUUGUUUUAUAUAAAAUUUAAGCAUAGCAUAAAUUUUAUUAAAAAAAAAAAACAAAAAACAAUUGAUAUUUUUUUCUUGUAAUUAAUUAAAAUAAUUCUUUAUAAUUAUUAUUUUUUUGUUAGUUUUUAAGUAGCUGCAUUUUUUGAGUGUGUGAGAGUAACGAAAGACUGUAAACGAUUUGCAAUUUAAUGUUAUUUAUUAUAGAAACAGAGAAGAAAUAAAUAAAAAAAAAUAUUAAUAAAAAAUGGAAAAAUAUAUAAAAAUAAAAAAAU
Lucilia sericata (common green bottle fly) is the source of this 3222-nucleotide messenger RNA. It is a transcript of the gene shd, whose product is annotated as ecdysone 20-monooxygenase. The transcript is spliced from 8 exons. The coding region runs from base 1068 to 2708 and encodes 546 amino acids. The record is from RefSeq and is a predicted model, not a curated record. Gene Ontology annotation, molecular function: heme binding; oxidoreductase activity, acting on paired donors, with incorporation or reduction of molecular oxygen; iron ion binding. Lineage: Eukaryota; Metazoa; Arthropoda; Insecta; Diptera; Calliphoridae.